Molecule: messenger RNA, 1894 nt
Organism: Phragmites australis (common reed)
Lineage: Eukaryota; Viridiplantae; Streptophyta; Magnoliopsida; Poales; Poaceae
Product: la-related protein 6B-like
Exons: 10
Coding region: 164-1627 (487 amino acids)
Biological process (GO): RNA processing
Cellular component (GO): nucleus
Molecular function (GO): mRNA binding
Source: RefSeq, a predicted model, not a curated record
CCCUACCCUUUGAGAACCCUCUUCUCCGCCACUACCCAAGCUCUCCCUUGUACCCGCCGCCGCUGCUGCUAGAGGUUUUCCAUUCGCGCACUAUCACAGAAAGCUAGCAGCAGUAGUGGUCGCUACCGUACCGCUCCGGCUGUGUCCCCAAACCUUAGCCCCGAUGCCGCAGAUAGACGGAGCCGAUGGGAUCGCCGCCGGGUGGUUCGCGACGGAGGCUGCGGCGGAGCGGCCCGGGGAGCUGCGGAGGAGCGGCUCCGCCAGCCGCCUGAACGCGCAGGCGCCGGAGUUCGUGCCGCGGGGGUCGCCGCGGGGGUCGCCGCCGGUGGCAGCGGCGGCGACGUCGGCGGUGCCGCCACUGCCGCAGGUGAUCCGCGUGUUCGCCGCACCUCCCCCGCCGCCGCGUGCGGCCUUUUUCGCGGUGCCCCCGCCCCCGCCGUUCGAGUACUACGCGCCGGUAGGGGGACGCGGUGGCUUUGCUGCCGAGGAGCAAGAGCCGGAGCCGGAGCCGGAGCACCCGCCGGCGGCGAAGGCGGAGCCAAUGGUGGACGGGCUCGCCGACGAGGUUGUGCACAAGAUCACAAAGCAGGUGGAAUACUAUUUCAGUGAUAUAAAUCUGGCUACCACAGAACAUUUGAUGAGAUUCAUUACCAAGGAUCCUGAGGGAUAUGUGCCAAUAUCAGUUAUUGCUGGUUUCAAGAAAAUAAAAGCUUUGGUGCAUAAUAACUUGAUUCUUGCUGCGGCUCUCCGAACCUCAUCAAAACUUGUUGUAAGCGAUGAUGGGAAAAGAGUCAAACGUCAGGAGGCAUUUACUGAAUCUGAUUUGCAGGAGCUCCAGUCCCGAAUUAUUGUUGCAGAGAAUCUUCCUAGUGAUCCUUGCUACCAGAACCUUAAGAAGAUAUUCUCAGCUGUGGGCAGUGUGAUUUCAAUCCGUACUUGCUAUCCUCAGACUCCAAAUGGCACUGGUCCUGUUACUAAUAGAUCUUCCAAGCUAGAUAUGCUUUUUGCUAACAAGCUGCAUGCUUUCGUGGAGUACGAGACUCCUGAGGAAGCUGAGAAGGCAAUUUUGGAGCUUAAUGAUGAGAAAAACUGGAGAAAUGGGCUUAGAGUCCGGUUACUGAAUACUUGCACGACAAAGGUGGCUGGCAAAAGCAAAAAAGGAGUGCAUGAAACUGAUGGAAAUGGCGAGGAGGAUGUCUCCACUUUGAACCAAUCAAAUGAGAAACAGUUUGAAGAAUCCUCUCAACUGUUAGAUGUAUUGCCAGAACACUUGUUUGACGAGAAGUUCAAUGACAAGGAAGUCCCAACACGCAGCAAAGGACGUGGACGUGGUGGCAGAGGGCGUAGCAAUCACCAGUAUAACAACUAUCAGCACAACAAUAACCAGCACAACCAAAACCAUCAGCAUUAUAAUCACCAUGGUACCAACCGCAGUGGUGGUAACCAUCAUGUCGGAACUCCACCACAUAACCUGAUAAUCAAGCCUGAACAGCAUCAGCAGCUGCCAAUUGGGGCCAACAAACAGCCUCCAGGCCCUCGCAUGCCCGACGGCACGCGAGGUUUCGCCAUGGGCCGAGGGAAGCCGCAAGCGAUGCUACCAGGUUUGUGUGCUGUCGGCGAGCCUUGAUCCGGUGGUUGUGGUAAUCUGAGACACAUGCUGAGUGCUGUUCUUAUGUUGAUAUAUAUAAGUAUGGUCGGAGGAUUUCUAUGUCAAAAAGUGUCUCUUGAUGGUUGAGUGUUUGAACCGUGUGUUAUGGUCAGUGCUAUGCACUGCGAAACCAGACGCGUGUUGGAUCGUGUGUUACCGUAUCCUUCUGGUUCUCUGUUUCUUUGGGUUUGUCUGUGGGAAAGCAAUUCGUGAUUACAUGAGUGCAAAAAAGCAUAGUAAAUUGUA